AUAAUUUAAUUACUCCCCAACAACGACGAGAUAUUUUUUAUUGUUCGCAGUUAGAUGAUGAUAUUGAGGAGACAAAACAGACUUGGCGGUUAUUAAAUAAAGAAAUAGCCAGAGUUAAGGAAUUAAUUCAAAAAACCGAAUAUCAAAACAGCCAAAAAAUAAUAAACGAAGUAGCCGGUGAUUUGGCGAAGAAAGCAGUAGUUAAAUUAGAAUUACUGGCAAUUAGACGACCAGUUAAAACGACCGGGAAUUUAAUAUUCGCUACCAAAAACUUCAAGCGUGGAAAUUGUUGGAUGACUACCAAAAAGAAAGUUGAUGGAGCAAUUUAUCAGACCCAAGAAAAAGCCGAAAUAGCAGCCGAGAAAAUGGCGGCUUUCCAAGCAGCGGUCGGUCUGAGAAAGGAAUUAUCCGUCUUGCUAACCGAAGCCGAAGCGGAAAAUGAUUAUGAGAAACUAAAACAAUCGGCCAAUGCGUCGUUGCCAGAGUUGGAAAGAAAAGCCCAGCAGGAUGUUUGGACGGAUGAGGAAUUGACCGCUUUGGAGAAAGAAAUUACGGAAUUUCCACCUUAUAUUGAAAAGCAACCUGAACCAGAAUAUUAUCGUGGUUUCCAAGUCAAUUAUCAGAACCAAAAAUCCAUUAAUCAACGAUUAGAAAGAGCCAAAGAAGGCGCCAAGAAAAAUGCGGAUGAUUACAAAAAAACAAUUAAAGAUAUAGAUGCUAUUUUAAACAAAAAUAUCAAGCAGGAAUAUAUAAUUACGGCUUUUCGGGAAAAUUUAACACCACUUCAACAAAAAGUUAAACAAGUCAAAGCAAAAAAAGUUUAUGAGAAUGCUUGCCAAAACGAUGCUGAUGGAGUAGUUUGGGAAAGAGGGCUUGACGACGAGGAAAAAAAUCAGAUUAAGAAAGCCAAAACCCCCGACCAAGUUAAGCAAGAGCAAGAAAAUAUUGCUUGA
Messenger RNA from Racocetra persica, 953 nucleotides. The record is from the annotation of a GenBank genome assembly. Lineage: Eukaryota; Fungi; Glomeromycota; Glomeromycetes; Diversisporales; Gigasporaceae.